UUCUUGGAUAGUUAUAGUAGCCCAUAUGAACAAGAUGUACCUUGUGCUGGGGUGGGGGAAGCAUUGGAGUGACUAUUUAGUCCAUGGUCCAUUCGAUGGUUGGUGCAGAGCCAAAAAUUGGAACAAAUCGAUUCUGCUUGUUCCCAUCCUUCGCUUCAGGUGCACACACUAACCCUGCUCAAAAGCCCCUCUCUUUACGAUGUCCAAUGAACAGCCCUAAUAAUCCAAUGAUGUCAUGCCACCAGGACUCCAAUCUCAUCACAAAUAUGUCACAAAUUCAGCUUUAUGUGUGCUGGUGCCAAAUAUAUGUGGGAAAACAUGUUUAAGUUGAACAUCCCAAGGCCAAAAAGUUCAUGUCAAAUCAACAUCUAUGAUCAUGACCUGCUGAGAAUCCAACAUGCUUCUUGACUCAGCACAAAAUUGUAUAAAUCGUUAGGUGUGGGUGUGGUUCUUGGUAAGGAUCCCAUAAAAAUGUUAGCUGUGGAUUCAAGGUGUUAGACAUUUAUGUAGUGCUUAGAGCAUGCUAUGUCAUGUCGCAUCCACUCUUACAGUGUAGACAAUGAGUUGGUGUCUGUGUUCAGCCACUUAAUGGAAUUUCACUAUCUUGUAUAAGUUCUGGCAUUCUAUGCAGACUGGAAUGCAUUUCAAUUUUUAUGCUGACAAUUACACUGAAGAGCAUACUGAGAAUAAAGAAAGUGGAGUAGAGACUAUAAAGUUUUUCCUAAAUUGUCUAUCCCUUUUAUUGGGGCGUUUUGAUGGCAAGCAAUUUGAAAAUGCAAUGUCAGAAGAUGGGCUGCGGAUAUCUCGUGUUCUCAUAUCACAGCUUCACUGUGCUGAUGUGGAUGUGGUUGAUGGCGCUGUUUGCAUCUUGAAAGCAGUCAUCUUUAGAAGCAAUUCUUCCUUGGCUGGAAGCAGUCUCACUGUUACUAGAAAGAUGGAUGCUGUAUUACCAUUGCUCUUACACCUUUUAGAUGAACGUGAUGGCACAGCUAGGGCUGUUGUUGUACUCAUUGCGGAACACUGCUCCAUAAGCACAGAUAACCAGUGCCUUGAGGAAGUUCUACAGCGUCUUGCUUCUGGAGCUGUUUUACAGAGGAGGAAUGCCAUUGAUGUUAUUUCAGAACUAUUUCAUAUAUCACCAGAUUCGGUUUAUUGCAGGCAAGAUAUAGCAAACCACUUGCUGAAGCUCCUUGGAGAUGAAGAACUGGUAAUUCGAGCACAGGCAACAAAGUUGAUUCCUAUGAUGGACCCAUCUCUGCUUUUGCCUGCAUUAGUUCGUCUUGUUUGUUCAUCAGAUGAAGUAGUACAUUCAUCUGCCAGAAAUGCAUUUGUCGCAGUGCUCAAAUAUCAUAAUAAAAAAUUUGAAGUUUUAUGCAUGCUGCUCGACUGUCUUAGCAAUAUCUGCCAGAACCCAGAUCUUCCUCAAGCUCUAGGUGAUAGAGGGAAAGGGUCAAAGUUGGAUGCUGAUAGAGUGCUCAAGCUGAUCCCUCAGUGGUCAGAAAGUGUUGAAGACUGGAACUCGUUAAUCGAACCAUUGAUUGACAAGAUGUUUGCAGAACCAUCAAAUGCAAUUAUUGUCAGGUUCCUAAGUUAUAUAAGUGAACACUUGGCAGAUGCUGUAGAUGUUGUCUUUCACCGACUUCUGUUACAUACAAGACAGCAAAACAGAUGGGAGAAUCGAAACUAUGAAGUUGAUAAUCCUCUGAAAUUGGAGCAUUCUCUCUUUGAUCGCCUUUGUCCAUUACUUAUUAUCAGGCUGCUUCCACUAAGAGUUUUUAAUGAUCUCAAUUCUUCACUUAUAUAUGGUGAACUUUGCAAACAAGGGCAUUUAAUAAGUUCGAAUUCGAAGAUGUUCGGAAACUUUCAGCUGAGCUUUGUGGCCGGAUUCAUCCCCAGGUGCUAUUUCCACUUAUUGUGGCCUUCAUCUGAUGGGGAUGAAGUUUCCAAAGCUCAGCAUGGGUGUAUUGAUUGUCUAGCAGUGAUGAUAUGUACUGAACUACAAGCUCUAGAAUCAUUCAGAGACUUGACCUCGAAGAACACAAGCCUUGUGAGAAUGGACAGCUGUUCCCGGGAUGCUGCAAUGAGAGAUUCAGUACGCAGUUAUGUGAUCCAUCAAUUAACACCUGAUAAGGACUGCACAUAUGAGGCAUCGAUAUCUAUGUCAUUUGUUCUAUGCAUGGCUAAUGUUCUCAUCAGUGCUUGUCAAAAGAUCCCAGACUCUUGCAAGAGACCCUUUGCUCGGGAAAUUCUUCCACGUCUCAUUCAGUCUGUAGAGCAGGUGAUGAUGGAAUCAGAGUAUAGAGCUGCAGGCCUCCAGGUUUUCUUCUCAGCAGUAUAUCAUCUGAAGUCUACAAUUCUUCCUUACACUUUUGAUCUUCUCAAAGUCUCUCUGAAAUCUCUUAGAGAAGGAUUAGAAAAGGAAAAAAUGGCAGGUGCGAAGCUAAUGGCAUCUCUAAUGGCAAGUGAAGAAGCCAUUGUCAACAGUAUUGCUGGAGGACUACUAGAGGCUAUAACAGUACUUUCUAGUUUAUCAUCUUCUGAUCCAUCACCAGACGUACGUCAAGUGUCCGAAAAAUUGCUUGCAUGUUUAACUUCUCUCUAAAAAAUUGCUUGCAUGUUUAACUUCUCUCUAAAUUUUGUUUUACUCCUUUUCUUCUUGUAGUUUUCUCUCCACUUGCUACAUUUUUCUUAUCUUUGAAGUACUUGUACAAAUGUAUAUAAUUACAAGGAAAGCUGCUACUUUUAAGUAUGUGUGGUUUAUAUGCAUAUUA
Molecule: messenger RNA, 2771 nt
Organism: Camellia sinensis
Lineage: Eukaryota; Viridiplantae; Streptophyta; Magnoliopsida; Ericales; Theaceae
Source: RefSeq, a predicted model, not a curated record